GGGCUAUAACUCCGCUAAAGGAAGCUAAGGGAAAUAUUUUCAAUGCAGAAUUGCGUGAGUUGGUAUUGAUCGUUAUCUCGCAACACCAUCAAAGUUUGAGUCCUUCGAUCUGAAAUCUGGAAUCCUGACAUUCCACAGGCCAGGUCAAACUCCAAUUUCACUGUGUAUUAUUUUCUAUCCGAUUUAUUCCAUUGUGUUUUGAUGGGUCUUCCUGGAUUUCGGGUUUUUCAUCUUCGAACCCCAGUCUUAAAAUUCCGCCACUGAAAUUGCAGCGAUAACCAUCGCAAGCAGAGAACAAGAAAGGAGCCGAGAGACAUUCAAAAUGGAUGACGUGAAAGACAAGUUCAAGGGGUUCAUGAAGAAAGUGAAUACCCAGUUGUCAUCCUCCUCGUCGCCCGGCAAAUUCAAAGGCCAAGGUCAAGUUCUUGGCGGUAGUUCGUCAUCGGCUUCGCCUAACUCCGUUUAUGCUCGUUAUUCUCAACCACCUGUCAAUCGGAAACCCAGUACAAAUCCAUCUUCCAUCAGUUCUUCUCCCUCUUUGAACUCCAAACCCUCGACUCAGAAGAGCCAUGUUCCCGAUCAUAGCUGCAAACCCACUUCCGUCGCUAGCUCUUCCUUUACGCCAAAUCCAAAUCCCGCUGAUGGGUUUGACCCUUUUGGUUCUUUGAUCACGAGUAGUGAAAGAUCCAAAAACGGGUAUUCGCUUAAUGUCUUUGAGUGUCCCAUUUGUGGGCAAGGCUUCAGGUCCGAAGAAGAGGUCUCUGCCCACGUAGAGAGCUGCGUGUCUCUAAGUGUUAAAGCUGUCCCUGUUACUUCAGGUGAUGGUAAUGCUGUUUCUGAUGGAAAAACUGAUGAAAUUGAACAAGAUUCUGCCGGAGGUUUUUCGGAUGAGGCCUGUGUUGCUACCUAUCUUUCAGGUAAGCCGGCAGAGGGUUCCAAGGAGGUUGUAAGGAAACUUCUUGGAAAUAUUGUUAAGGAACCUAAGAAUGUUAAGUUUAGGAGAGUCAGAAUGGGGAACCCUAAGAUUAGGGAGGCAGUGACUGAAGUUGCUGGAGGACUUGAGCUGUUGGAGUUUGUUGGGUUUGAGCUUAAGGAAGAGAGUGGAGAGAUGUGGGCUGUAAUGGCUGAUGCGCCUGGCGAAGAACAAAUUGGGCUGAUAAAUCAGGUGAUAAGCUUCCUGGAACCUAGGAAGGAAGAGACUGUGCAAUUGAUAAAGGAAGAUGGGGAUACUAAACCGUCUGUUGCCACAGUGGAGGAAGAACAACGGAUUGAGCAAACAAAGAUUGAUAGACAGAUCAAGGUAUUCCUUGCAGUUCCCGAAAAUGUGGCUGCAAGAAUUGAGCUCCCGGAAUCAUUCUACAGUCUCUCUGCCAGUGAGCUUAAAAGAGAAGCAGAUAUGAGAAAGAAAAAGCUUGCCGAAUCUCAGCUUUUGAUUCCAAAGUCUUACAGGGAGAAGCAGGCUAAAACUGCUCGGACAAAAUACAGACGAACCAUAAUACGCAUUCAAUUUCCUGAUGCAGUGGUUCUUCAGGGUGUCUUUGCUCCUUGGGAACCGACCACUGCCCUUUAUGCGUUCGUUAGCUCGGCACUUAAAGAUAGCAGCUUGGAAUUUGAGCUUUUACAUCCUGUACUGGUGAAACGUCGAGUGAUCCCACAUUCUGCAGAGACAGGGGAGAGAAGCAUUACCCUGGCAGACGAGGACUUGGUCCCUUCAGCUCUCAUCAAGUUCAGACCCGUUGAAACUGAUUCAUCUGUUUUUACCGGGUUAAGCAACGAUCUCCUAGAGAUUAGCAAACCGAUGACAUGAUUGUUCCCAUGAAAGCAGUGGAAGAUGAUGAAUUAUUGUUUCCAAGAGAUCGUGAUGUCAUGUUAUAUGUCAGGGUUGUCAAAUUGUUAGCCUAUCAACUGCAUUAGCCAACUCUAUAUGGGGGGGAGUCUGUAAUGGGUGGAAUUCUCAGGUGUUAUCCAGUUCGAAUGUAUUGCAUCAGUGGUCUCUCGUGAACUUGUUUGAAUAGUUUUUCUGGAAAACUGGAAAGCUGUUUUAGCUUUUUUCUGGGUCCGCAUUUUAUGAUAAAAGGCUGACAUUGGCAUUAAAAUCAUGAUUUGGUAUUAGGAGUUCAUGAAGACUCCAUUUAUUUAGGCCAAACAAAGAACGGCAAUGCAGCAUGGGGAGAGAGGAUGAUAUAUGACUGCUAUUACUCCAUGAUGUCAGCCAAUGGUUAGAUCGGGUAUAUAGUGGGGCAGGAAUUUCGUGUGUCUCUAGAUAUCUGUAACUCUGGUUUCAUCGUCUCUACUCUGGAGGUCCCGAAAACUUAGGAUUAGGUGAACUUGCAAUAUAUGAUUUUCAAAUGUUCUAUUGCUGUUGCAGAAAGUGGAAACAGGAUUUUCAAUAUGUG
This is a messenger RNA of Linum tenue, 2396 nucleotides long. The record is from the annotation of a GenBank genome assembly. NCBI's taxonomy places the organism in Eukaryota, Viridiplantae, Streptophyta, Magnoliopsida, Malpighiales, Linaceae.